Arabis nemorensis is the source of this 1290-nucleotide messenger RNA. NCBI's taxonomy places the organism in Eukaryota, Viridiplantae, Streptophyta, Magnoliopsida, Brassicales, Brassicaceae. The record is from the annotation of a GenBank genome assembly.
AUGAAUUCCCAAGCAGAAGUAGAGCAAUGGGAAGCUCUUGACCUUGGUGAUUCUGAGCUCCCGUCUUUUCUUCGCCCUUGCAAACGCAAAUCUCCAUCAAAGUCGCUACAACAGAAUCCAAAGGCGGGUUUUAAUAGUAACACAAAUCACCAUCAGACUCUUCGCCGCUGCUCUUUACCGGACCAUUCUGUUGAAGACAGUUAUUCCUGCUCCUUAAUUCCAGGACCUGCUGGAACUGUUCAAGUUGCAAUCCGCAGAAAGAUGAAUAAGGAUCCAAGAUCGUUCAAUGAGCACNGAGAACCAAUUCCAACUCAAGAGUUCAUACGUAAGGCUGCUGCUGAAGAGCCUUAUUGGGAAGACAAGGAUUUCUCUGAGGACCCGUGGGUCUCUGCUGUUGAUUACGUUCAAAGUGAAGGUUUGUUGAGCAAGGGUGGUGGUGCUAUUGGGACACCAGUGAGCGAGAUUAAGAGCGGAUGUGGUAGUUGGGGUAAGGUCGAUCAGAUCGUGGCAAUCGUCAAAACUUGCACUCCAAAUGGUUUAGGUGAUGUCAUGGUGACUCUGAAGGAUCCCACUGGAACAAUCGAUGCCAGCGUGCACAGGAAAGUUAUAUCUGAAAGUGAGUUUGGAAGGGAUAUACGAGUUGGUGCAGUGGUGAUACUUAAGAAGGUUGCAGUCUGUGCUCCUUCACGUUCGUCUCGCUAUCUUAACAUAACACUGAAGAACAUCUCCAAGGUUAUCACUAAGGAUACUCCUGUUUUACCAAAGCAGAACCAUUCUGAUACGAGUGACAAGAAUCCUGUUCCAGUGAACGAGAAAGAGGAAUAUUUGCGAAAGCAACCCAAAGUGUUUCCUGUGGAGCAAGGAACUACUCAAGGAAUCAUGAACAAUCUAAGAAGACAAAAUGGUAAAGAAAGCAGUGAAGCACUCAUUGAUGUAGAAAUGAAAGAAACUAAUGCAAGCAAAAAUCAGUUUGAAGUUGGAAUGGAUCGGGCUCUCUUGGGAAAACGUGCUUCAAUCAGCCAAACGGAAAUUGCCACAAACAGAAGGACAACCUCAAACACUCAAGAACUGCAACUGCACGAAGAUGUAGCUAAUAAUGGGAGCUAUACAGCAGAUGACUUCAGACCGGCGAAACAGAUGCGUAAAAGUGGUGAGCAAGAUACUGUAAUGAAGAACUCUGAUGAAGCUACUUCUGAAUCCAAGGUCAACAAAUCUCAGCCCAUAGCGUCUUCUAGCUCGGUGCCACAGUGGACGGAUGAACAACUUGAAGAACUCUUUGCCUUUGACUGA